AUGUCCACCUUUGGUCGUCAGUCUUCAGACUCUGCGCCAGUGCUUUCCAUGCCACCUCAACCUCUCCUUCAGAAUCCCUUUGGAGGCGCGGUUUUCACUCCCAGUUACCCUGCACCAGAAUCACACUACACCUCUGGUUUUCCCCCAGCGGCGCCCACGGCCAGGAAACGCUCACGCGACGAGGCUGCCGUCAAUCUUGAACCCGAUGCGCCUUCCGCUCCCUUAGAGGAAGAGUCCGAGGAAGGAUGGACGCUUGGCCCGGGCAUGACUCUCAUCAAGCCGAACAAAGGCUAUGUUGCAGACGCGGCGAGUCAAUCUGGUACCUGGCUUGAAGAGCGCAAGGCUGCCGAUGAGGAGGCACGCCUCAAAUUCGAGCGUGAUCAAUUGGCCGCGCGCAGCAAGAAGCUGCAGCGUGUAGACACCAGUGAUCCCACUCUACUGCCUCUCACACCAGCGGCCUCUGACAUUACCUCGUCGCCCCCGAAAGCAGCACCCGUCGUGGAUGACUUCACCGUACACCUCGGCAUUGGGUGGCGCAAGAUCAGCGACGACGAGCACAUCCAGGCGGCUGCCCGCGGCUGGGCGCGUUUCAUCGAAAAGCACUAUCCUGUGAGCAAUGCGCAAAUUCGCCUCGAAAGCAAGGGCCUCGAGUCUUAUCUCGUCGAGUGCAACGAAGGCUUCUUCCUCUUCGCAGAGGACCUUCGUCAGGGGCGCCUCGUCAGCACCAACAUUGAGGGCGCUUUCCGCAACUUGCAGUCCUCGCCGCCCGUGUUUGACGGUGCGGAUACCCUCAAGGCUGUGGAAUCGCCCCCGCCCAUGACGUCGCAAGCGGAGCUACAGUUGGAGGCGCAGAUGCACCUGGAUUAA
This is a messenger RNA of Emericellopsis cladophorae, 867 nucleotides long. RefSeq lists its product as uncharacterized. Lineage: Eukaryota; Fungi; Ascomycota; Sordariomycetes; Hypocreales; Bionectriaceae. The coding region runs from base 1 to 867 and encodes 288 amino acids. The transcript has a single exon. The record is from RefSeq and is a predicted model, not a curated record.